This is a messenger RNA of Delphinapterus leucas (beluga whale), 3324 nucleotides long. Lineage: Eukaryota; Metazoa; Chordata; Mammalia; Artiodactyla; Monodontidae. The record is from RefSeq and is a predicted model, not a curated record.
GUAAGGCAGAUAAGGCCACAUAUAGUUUACCUUCAUAUCAUAUCUUAUGUCAUGGAGUACUUAUUUUAGCUAUCUUUGGACAAGUUGUUUUGCUCAUUCAAUUUUAUAUCAAUUUACUUUUUAAACUUGGGUUAAAUUUUUUAGUUCAUGGAAGUGUAAUUUGCUAUAAAAUAUUAGGAAUUCUUCUGAAGAUAGCACUUUCUAAUUACAGUAAUCUUUAUUGAGAGCUAAGCACUUUCAGACACUAUCUAAUUUAUUCCUUGCACAACACCAUGAAGUAAAUAUUGAACACAAUUUUACAGAUGAGGAAACUGAAAGGCAGAGAGGUUGAUGUACUUGUCCGUGGUCAUAGAAACAGAAUGACUCACGCCUGUCUCAUCCCACUUUUAAACACUAUCUUAUACUGCCUCUCCCUUAUGAUUUUUGGUCUGUUUAUUUCAGACCAAAACCAGUUAAUUUGUGCUUGACUUAUGUCCUUUAGUAUUAACCUUGCACACUUCUAUUUCUUCCAUGAUAUCACAGUGAAGCAAAAAGAAAAAAAAUUAAUACAAUUGAGUAUUAAAAUGUGUCUUUUCUUUUAGCCAGAAACAUUUGAGCAUCUUUUUAUCAAGCAUACAGAAUCAGUGACAUUUGGUCCUCUUCUUUUGGAGCCUGAAACCAUUUCAGAAGAUAUCAGUGUUGAUACAUCAUGGAAAAAUAAAGAUGAGAUGGUACCACCAACUACAGUCUCUCUACUUUUGAUGACUCGGGAUCUUGAAAAGGGUUCUAUUUGUAUUAGUGACCAAUGCAACAGUGCUCACUUCUCUGAGGUUGAGAGCACAGAGAUAACCUGUGAGGAGGAAAGUAGGCGACAACCCUCUGUUAAAUAUGCCACCCUGCUCAGCAACUCUAAAUCAGGUGAAACUGAGGAAGAGCAAAGGCUUGUAAAUAGCGCAGUCAGCAAAUGCUUCUCUAGCAACAAUUCUCUACCUAAGGAUUCUUUCUCUAAUAACUCAUGGGAGAUAGAAACCCAGGCAUUUUUUAUAUUAUCAGAUCAGCAUCCCAAUAUAAUUUCACCACACCUUCCAUUCUCAGGAGGAUUGGAUGAACUUUUGAAACUCGAGGGAAAUUUCCCUGAAGAAAAUAAUGACGAAAGGUCUGUCUAUUAUUUAGGAGUCACUUCAAUCAAAAAGAGAGAGAGUGAUGUGCUUUUGACUGAUGAGUCGAGAGUGUUGUCCCCAUUCCCAUCCCACUGUUUAUUCACCGACAUCAGAAUCCUCCAGGACAGUUGCUCACACCUUGUAGAAAAUAACUUCAAUUUAGGAACUUCUGAUCAGAAGACUUUUGUAUCUUACAUACCUCAAUUUCAGACUUGUUCUACUCAGACUCAGAAAAUAGUGGAAAACAAGGUGUGUGACCUAACUGUCUAAUUUCAUUCCAGACACAUCUCAGAUUUAUGAUGUAAUGAGUCAUAUGAAGGGUAAUAUAUUCCACUCUAGUGUUGGUUAGGGGAGAGAAAAGAAAACUGUCAGAGGCAAAUUUGAAAAUGAUUGUUUCAAAACUAAUGGUAUCUGUUUGUCCUCACUCAAUAAUAUAGACAAAAAAUGUGAGAAAGCCUUCAAGAGCCUAGCAGUGUAGACCGACUCUUCUAAUGAUUAAUCAGCACCUUGGGAAGGUCUCCAGUGGCUUGUGUCUAGCUAGCCAUAAACCCAACAGUACUAUUUUCUUUGAACAUCGAACCCAUGUGGAAAGAGCUAGUCAUCUGAAUUACACUCACAUCUGAAAGAACACUUCACACUAACACUUGUGAAAUGUAACUGUAUUUUCAAGGGUGUGGUUAUUUUACCUUGAGUUGUCUUUUCUGUGCACUAAUUUACACAUACACACAAUUAUACCUAAUAGGCAUCCUUGUGCAUUUUAAAAAGUGUGCAAUGUAUUUGUAUUUUGUGCUACUAGACUGUGUGAUUUGAAGAUGUUUCGAUUUAACAUACUUUCCCUGAGUACUUACUCUGUGGUAGGCACUCAACUGAAUGUUGCAGAUAGAUGAUUUAGCCCUGGUCUAGGGGGCAUACUUGUGAAGAUAUACAAGAAACAAAUGUUUAUGUAUCAAAUCUAAGAUCUGUACCAUAGAAUGAAACUACCUGUUAGAAUGGUGAAUCCCACAACAAGUAUUUUGAUGAGAACACAAGCCCUUGUGAAAACAUAAUGUCUGCUUCACCUCUUCUCUAUAAAAGAUGUUGAAAUGCUCACUUUCUGCUACAGUUAGAUUGCUAAAUGUUACUGUGUAUCACUCUGGAAUCAUCUUCCCCAUUCCCACUUGCAUGUACGUUGUUUUUUUCCUCACUUACCGAGCAUUCUUCCUGUAUAUAAAUCAACCACUGUGCUAAUAUUUUCCAUACUUUAGCUCAAUUAAUUAUUGAAAUAAUUGUAUGAGACAUGUACUACUAUUACAUUCCUUUUAAAGAUUAGAAGAUUAAGUAAUUUGCCCAAGGUCACAGAGUUAGUGGAAUCCAUAUAUAAACCCGGAUCUUUUGAAUGCUAGUGAUUAUGUUUUUAACCCAUACCUUACAUUAUCAUCCAUUAAAAAAAACUGACUUGUAAUCAAAUAAAAUUUAUUAAGUAGAAAUAUAACACUGGCUGAAAAUUAAGUGAGAAUUACACAGAUGUUGUCUUUGCCUUUAGAGACUUUAAUGUUUAUUGUUUAUUUCAGUUCUUGGUACGGCAAGAAAACCCAGACAUCACAUUGAACAACAAACUAAAUUAAGAAACCUGCAGAGAUAGUUGUUCAAUGGCAAUAAGAAUUUCAAGAUUAUCAGUAUCGUCAAAAUAAAUACUUCAGUCCUCAAAAAUAUUCCUAUGAGUUGUUAAACAUCACUAGUUUCAUACUUAGACUGAGAGAGGAUUCCACUGAUUUACUAUUACCAUAAAUAAAAUCCUCCCCCUUUCUCUAUUCCAGUUGUGACCAUAUGAAAUGAGCUGUUCAGACCCCAAUUGAUAGAUAUUUUUUCACACCUUUCAUGAUCAUUUGCCAACUAGAAAUCAAUAAAGCUGUUUCAUGACACAAGUAUUGUUGAGAUAUCUCAGGAUCUCACACACUCAACCAGUGACUCUCUUACAAGAGAAAGGUAGAGGACCCAUAUCAACUCACUGAAUAAUUAGUUCUAUACAAAGAUAAAGAGAGAAAAAAUUUUUUUCAAUGAUUUUUCAGUGAUUUAUAGUUUCAGAAACAAUUAUUACAUGUAUUGAAAUUUUAGUAAAAUUGACCAUUGUUUUUAAUACUGCUCACAGAAUAUACAUAGAUAGAAAAUUACAUUUUGCCCCAUUCUGCAUAUAAUUAGAGAUUAA